Molecule: messenger RNA, 2269 nt
Organism: Amblyraja radiata (thorny skate)
Lineage: Eukaryota; Metazoa; Chordata; Chondrichthyes; Rajiformes; Rajidae
Product: flocculation protein FLO11-like
Exons: 3
Coding region: 138-1151 (337 amino acids)
Source: RefSeq, a predicted model, not a curated record
AAGGGAUCAGAGCCGAAUGUGUAAAUAGCUUUGAGAGCGGAUGCAGAGGCGAGGCGGGGUUGGUCUGGAAUUUAAUUUGGAAGCUGGAAGUUUCGGUUUGUAUCUAAUCCACAACUAACUCCACGCAGUAAAGCACCAUGGCGAACAUUGGCUUCGGACUUUGCCUUAUCUUCUUCGGUGUUACUUCUUGCAUGGAAACUCCUCCUUUAAAUAAAACACUUGUGGCGGACAAUGACACUCCUGGAAACGAAAACAUAUCUUUGCCCAUUAUGUCUUCCACUGGAAAUGCGUCUUCUACUGAAAAUAAGCAGCUUUCUACUACAACCAAGAAGAUUUUUGAUUUAAAUGUCCAACAAAAUGGAUCUGCCCCUGACCUUCAGUUUACUUCAAGGAAGAUAACUACAUCUGUUACUUCCCAGUCAAAUGGACCUGUUCCCCAAUCCACCAUUGUAUACAAGCCUGAUGAGAACAUGACCUCGACCACAGUCAAUGAUGUUACCCAGCCAACUGGAUCUGAACUGACUUCCAAGUCAAGUGGACCUGUUCCCCAUCCCACCACUGCAAACAAACCUGAAGAAGAGAUAGCCACAGCCAGGCCAACCACAGUCAACAAUGGUGCCAGUGUUACCCAGCCAACUGGAUCUGAACUGACUUCCAAGUCAAGUGGACCUGUUCCCCAUCCUACCACUGCAAACAAACCUGGAAAAGAGAUAACCACAGCCAUGCCAACCGCAGUCAACAAUGGUGCCAGUGUUACCCAGCCAACUGGAUCUGAACUGCCUUCCCAAACAGCCAUUGUAAAACAAGCUGUUGAUGGCAGUCUCACUUCCAAAGUUAAAGCAAAUGUUACCAAACCAAGUGCACUUAAUAUUGACACUACUGCUAAAAAGUUCUUGCAAUCUGACAAAAAGGUAGCUGCAAAACCUGCUGUGGAUGAUGGUCACUUCAUAAUUUAUCUAAUACUGGGAUCAUUGCUCGUAUCAUUGGUGUACAUCACGUACCACAACAAAAAUAAGAUUAUUUCCUUGUGUCGGAGAGGUGGUCCCAGAAGAACCGGACGGCCAAAUGCUUCUGAAUAUCAACGGCUUGAUCAGAACUUGAGUGAAGUUAUGACCAUUCUGAAAAAGAAAACCAGCCUUAAGAUGAACUGAAACAUUAUGGUGGAAAAUGCCUAAUUGCCAACAACUGAUCUUAAUGGAAAUGUUUGUGGUUGAGUUACUGUUGCUUUUAGGUUAUUCCAUUUUGGUUUAUUCACUUUUUUCGCUUGUAUGCUGUGACUAUAUCAUGAUCUAUGUUUAGAAAGCUUGAUUCUACUUGCCUAGCAGAGACAGGUGGUUCAUGCUGUCUAUAUGAAAUGGAAAUCAUUGCAGAAGAUCAUUUAUUUUAGUGUGGAAACAAAAUGCCAAACGGCAAUGAAUUAGAUUUGCUAUAGUUGUGCCCCUUCUAAAAUCCUGAAUGAGAAUGUUAGCACUGACUCCCUUGCACUGGUAUUAUGUAUGUCAUAGUGCAAUACUGUUUUGAUGAUUGUAGAUAACACUUUCCUUGCUUAAACACAGUGGGAUUUGAAAUUUCUCAAUAAUUAUCAGAAUGGAUUCUCUAUUAAUUGUGGCACUAACAUCUGGUUCUUGAAUCUCAUUUAGUUCUUUGAUUUAUAGAUUUUAAUUGAUUCACUGAACACUUGGUCGUAUCAAGUUACUUAACUGGAGUAGCCAGACACUUUUACAUGUGUGUAGGAAGAAACUGCAGAUGCUGGUGUAAACCGAAGAUAGACACAAAGCUGAAGUAUCUUAGCGGUUCAGUCAACAUCUCUGGAGAAAAGAAAUGGGUGAAGUUUUGAGUCUAGACCCUUCUCUACCUGAAAUGUCACCUAUUCCUUUUCUCCAGAGAUGCUGUCUGAUCCACUGAGUUACUCCAGCUUUGCGUCUAUCUUCACUUUAGCAUGUGACUACUUAUACCUGCAUGCCUCUAACGCCAAUUGGAUUAGGAGACACGAUUAGACUGUUUUACUAUCUGACAAAUGAACAAAGCAAACAAUACUUGAAGAUUUUUUUAAGCAACCUUUGCACUUGUAUGUUAUAGGCCAAAAUUAACUGACCAGGAUUUGUUCAAACUACCGAAAUGCCUUUAUUUAAAAUGUAUAGUUUUAACAAAUCCAUGUGUGCAGAAAUUGAACAAACUGAAGCCGAAAAGAAGGUUUUUUUCCUUUUAUCGUCAGCCACUAGGUUUUCACAGUUAAUUAGAAGGAUGAAAUGGAAGUGUGUUUUUGUGU